Messenger RNA from Arctia plantaginis, 999 nucleotides. Lineage: Eukaryota; Metazoa; Arthropoda; Insecta; Lepidoptera; Erebidae. The record is from the annotation of a GenBank genome assembly.
AUGUUGCUGCUCGACACUGAUAUUGACAUCUUUGACAAAUCUGAUUUACUUAAAAACUUCCCAAGCGCUGCACCGAAGAGCGAAUACGAGAGCUACCGACUCCAAGACGACGCGACCUCAAGCUUGUAUCCCCCGUCCCCACCGGAGAUCAAGCCUAGCCGCGCCGAGCUCGCCAACAAUCUUCUGCAGCAGCUAGACAACAAAUGUAAACAAGAGACUAUCUUCCCGCCUUGGCUGGAGGAAAAGGUAGAUCUUCCUAUUUUUGAGAACAUUUCGCAAGUUGUGGAACGCGUAGAGCCACCGCCUCUAGUGUCAGUCCCAGUGCCGCACCAGGUUCUAGCGCCAACGGUUAACACAGUGCCGCAACCAACCGAAGAGCUUCUCAGGGAAUUCGAAACCGUAUUUGAUGCCGUAGAAUUGACUCACUUGACUCCGCCUCAGAGUCCUCCAGGCCCUGCAACUCAAUUACUCUUGAGUUACGCUCAACAAGCUCAGCACGCUUCAUUCGCUCCAACAAUUCCUCUUGUGCCAUCGCAAGAACCGUGGCCAGCCACAUCUGCCCCUGUACAAAUUCAACAGACGAUCUCCGAUUAUGAUUGCGGUUUUGCAGACGUAGAAGAGCUUCUACGGAACCGCGCUGCACAGUUACUAUCUCCCCAACACUCUGGCGGAAGUGAAAGUGUGUCACCUCAAUCCUCUCCUCCGUCAUCGCCACGUUCUUCAUGCACCGACGACGAGUGGUCGGCGCCCUGUCGCUCUAAACCGUACUCCCGCUCAUCGGACGACCGUCGUUCUCGAAAAAAGGAGCAAAACAAAAAUGCUGCGACUCGUUACCGACAAAAGAAGAAGGCUCAGGUUGAAGUUCUUCUUACGGAGGAGCAAACGAUGCGUCAGCGAAACUCAGACCUUAACGACAAGUGUUCCGACCUACAGCGCGAAAUCCGCUAUCUUAAAGGACUGAUGCGUGACCUGUUCAAAGCCAAGGGUCUUAUCAAGUAA